AGCAACGACGACAUCAACAAACAACGAAGCUAAGAGCGGCUCCUUAUUGCAAAAGGACACGAACUGAAUGUUGCGCGGAGUGGAAGUGAUGUCGUUGUCAGAGCCGCGUAUUGUAGCUGUAGCUGUAGCUUAAGURGGCGUGGCUGCAUUCAUGAUGCGACUGGCGAAGCUGACGCAAAGCUUAUCGCUCAGAAAUGCAACGCAAAAGUGCGCGGAUCAGUCGCACGCCAAGCGUCACGGCAGCAGCAGCAGCAACGGUGCGGGGCAGAGCAUUGGCAGCAGCGUCAACGUCAACGGCCUGGCGGCCACAGCGCCAGGGACAGCAGCGACGCGGAGCAGCAGCAGUAGCGGCGGCAGCGGCACCGGCACCGGCACCGGCAGUGGCAGUUGCAGUGGCCACACCAAUAGUACCAAGCGCAAAUCGAAGCCACGGACAAAGUGUUUCAGUGGCACAGUGUUUCGCUGUUGCCUACCUUGUCGCGGGGGCGGCUCCGCAGCCCCCGCCACAAGUCCGCCCCAAACUCCCGCGCAGACACCGGACGAACUGAAACCCAAGGCGCAGACAGCAUCAGCAGAGGCUCUGGCAGAUAAGGGCCUGUCCCAGCAACAACAACAGCAACAACAGCAGCAACAACUCGACACCGACUUGGAGGCAAUUGGUGGCGGUGAAAAGAAACAUUCGCUCGCAGAUACAAUCGGUACAUCGGUCACCACGCCCAUCUCCCUGAAGACCCUCAUCAACGACGUUGACGAGGAUUUGGAACAGCAGCUGAGCGCAGCGGACAUUGCAGCCGCCAGCUUGGCCAGCGGCUUGGUAGCCAGACGCGCCGAGCCCGAAACCCUUAGCGACGCCAGCGUCUCACCCACCGUGGUGGUGCUGCAGCUCUCGCACACAGUGACAGCUAGCACUGCGCCCAGCCUAGCGCUGCCCGAAGUGACCAGCUUGACGACAGCCAACACAGCAUCAACAGCAGCAACACUGCUGUCCACAACCACAAGCAUCUCCUCCACGUCGCCGUCGCCCAGCGGCAUCUAUCAAUCAGUUAAUCAACCGUCGAGCAGCAGCGGCGGCGUAGCUACUGGAGCAACGCCACCAACAGUACCAGCAGCAACCACAGCAGCAGCAGCAGGCGUAGCAAGUGGCUCAACCACGCAACAGCGUUGCAGUUGCCAGCCGCAGACCUCACCACUGCCCCACAUUAAGGAGGAGGAAGAGUCCGAGCAGCAGCAUCUGCAGCAGGCCGGCAACAACCGGCAGCCGAUUAGCAGCAGUCCCAUCAAGGGCCUUGAGGAGCCUCUGCCGCCGAUUACCAUUGCCGGCGGCGGCUAUUGUGGCAGCUGCGAGAGUGUGCACCACAGCUCGGGCACUUCAUCGUCGGCCACAGCCGGUGGCGGUGCCGUACAGCCGGAUUACGGUGGCGGCGCAUCGACGCCAUCGCCGCGCAUCAAGCUCAAAUUUCGCAAGCCGCACAAAUCGUGCUGGUCACGCAUUGUACUCGCGCCCAUUGGCAGCAGCGGGGGCGGCUCAUCGUCGGCAACCGUUAUUGGCAGCAACUCGAACGAGACUCUAGCGUCGAGCGGCAGCACCGGCAACACAAACACAAACAACAGCAGCAGCGUCAGCGUCGCUGCCCAUCAUCGCCUGGCCUCGUCCUCGGCAUCGGCGCUCGCCUCGCAUCCCAGCAACUCGCAGCUGCUGCCCACCACCAAAAUGCAGGCCGAACAGGGCUCCAUUGGUGAUCUGCAGAAGUAUCACAGUCGCUAUCUCAAGAAUCGACGACAUACUCUGGCCAACGUACGUUUCGAUGUAGAAAAUGGCCAGGGCGCCCGAUCACCACUUGAGGGCGGCUCACCCAGCGCUGGUUUGGUUCUACAGAAUUUACCGCAACGUCGCGAAUCCUUUUUAUAUCGCUCCGAUUCGGACUUUGAGAUGUCACCAAAGUCAAUGUCCAGGAACUCAAGCAUUGCUAGCGAAAGGUUUAAAGACCAGGAGGCCUCUAUACUCAUUGACAGAUCCCAUGGCGAGGAUCUCAUUGUAACGCCGUUUGCCCAAAUUUUAGCCAGCUUACGUUCAGUGCGCAACAAUUUAUUAAGUCUGACAAAUGUACCAGCAUCAAACAAAUCCAGGCGGCCAGCUCAAUCAUCAUCCGGACGGGGCGGAAAUGCUGGCGGUGUCCAACUAGCACAAGGCGAUGAAGCCUACACACGCCUAGCCACCGAUACUAUUGAGGAACUAGAUUGGUGUUUGGAUCAACUGGAGACCAUACAAACGCAUCGCAGUGUCUCUGACAUGGCGUCGCUAAAGUUCAAACGCAUGCUCAACAAGGAGCUAUCACACUUCAGCGAGUCCAGCAGAUCGGGCAAUCAAAUAUCCGAGUAUAUUUGUUCAACAUUUUUGGACAAGCAGCAAGAGUUCGAUUUGCCAUCACUGCGCGUCGAAGAGAACCCGGAUCACUCGAACUUACAGACCACCACUCAACAGCAGCCGUAUCAGCGCAGUCGAUCGCCGCGUGGUCCACCCAUGUCACAGAUCAGCGGCGUGAAACGGCCCUUGUCGCACACGAACAGUUUUACCGGGGAGCGCUUGCCCACGUUCGGCGUAGAGACUUCCAAAGAGAACGAGCUGGGCACUCUGCUCGGGGAACUUGAUACGUGGGGCAUUGAGAUAUUCAAAAUUGGCGAGCUGAGCUGCAAUCGUCCGCUCACCUGUGUGGCAUACACCAUAUUUCAGAGUAGAGAAUUACUGACCAGUCUUAUGAUACCACCGAAAACUUUUCUUAACUUUAUGACUACUCUGGAGGACCACUACGUCAAAGACAAUCCGUUUCACAAUUCGCUGCAUGCCGCUGACGUGACACAGAGCACAAAUGUGCUACUAAAUACACCGGCAUUGGAAGGUGUAUUUACGCCCCUCGAGGUGGGCGGAGCGCUGUUCGCCGCUUGUAUACACGAUGUUGAUCAUCCUGGCUUAACCAAUCAAUUUUUGGUUAAUUCAAGUUCCGAACUAGCAUUAAUGUACAAUGACGAAUCUGUUUUGGAAAAUCAUCAUUUAGCUGUUGCCUUCAAAUUAUUGCAAAAUCAAGGAUGUGAUAUAUUCUGUAAUAUGCAAAAGAAACAACGCCAAACAUUGAGGAAAAUGGUUAUUGAUAUUGUGCUCUCUACGGACAUGUCCAAGCACAUGAGCCUACUGGCCGAUCUGAAAACUAUGGUGGAGACCAAGAAAGUGGCCGGAUCUGGAGUUCUGCUCCUGGAUAACUAUACAGAUCGCAUACAGGUACUUGAAAAUCUGGUGCACUGCGCUGAUCUGAGCAAUCCCACCAAGCCAUUGCCGCUGUACAGGCGUUGGGUGGCGCUGCUUAUGGAGGAGUUCUUUCUACAGGGCGAUAAGGAACGUGAACAUGGCAUGGACAUCAGUCCGAUGUGCGAUCGCCACAAUGCAACCAUUGAGAAGUCGCAAGUGGGCUUCAUCGAUUACAUUGUGCAUCCACUGUGGGAGACAUGGGCCGAUCUGGUGCACCCAGAUGCCCAAGAUAUACUCGAUACGCUUGAAGAGAACAGAGACUACUAUCAGAGCAUGAUACCGCCAUCGCCGCCACCAUCGGCCGCCGAUGAAAUGCCGCAGGACGAGAAGAUACGCUUCCAGGUAACGCUCGAAGAGUCCGAUCAAGAGAAUUUGGCGGAACUGGAGGAGUGCGAUGAGAGCGAGAGCCGAGAUGCCUGCUCCAGCACAACCACAGGGACAACGGCCCCAAGUGCGGCAGGAGGCGGCUCCGCUGGCGGUGGAAAGCCGUCUGGGAGUCAAAAUCAGGCGCCACACGGUGGAAUAUGACGGAGAGUCGUGGGAAUUUAUCGCAAAUUUACGGAAAAGGCGCAUAGCUUCUUCCUAAUACGUUAGUGACUAUAAUUAACAAAACAAAAAA
This is a messenger RNA of Drosophila arizonae, 3920 nucleotides long. It is a transcript of the gene dnc, whose product is annotated as phosphodiesterase dunce. The record is from RefSeq and is a predicted model, not a curated record. Gene Ontology annotation, biological process: signal transduction. Gene Ontology annotation, molecular function: 3',5'-cyclic-nucleotide phosphodiesterase activity. Lineage: Eukaryota; Metazoa; Arthropoda; Insecta; Diptera; Drosophilidae.